AAAGGGCUUAUGUUUGAAUCAAAUUUAAAAAAGUAGCAUUUCAAUGCUCUUUAACGCUAAUUAGGAAAGUGACAGUUAUGUAAAGAAUGUUGGAACUUGUAGUCAAUUUUCUGCACAAUUCGUAUUCUAACGCAGUAAUCGGAGGUUUUCAAAAACUACAACUCCCAUAAUUCCAACGCUCAAACGCAGCCAGCAUCUCAUUCAAAGUGCAGAGAUUCUGUGUUUUGGUUCAUGUAGUGAACGGACAGAGUUAGCUUUUGCAGUCUCACGACUUGAAAUUAGUGUUUAAUCUACCAGCCGACCCUCUAACACAUCAUUAGAUAAUAAAAGCGCAUAAACGACUCGUCCGAAGACCUGCUAUCUUCUGUCCGCGAGACGGGGGAGUGCCUGAAAUUGAAGAUUUAUCUUGUGAGCUAACAUCAGCAGCAUCAGGUUGACCCAUGUCCUCCGAGGAGGCCCUCGGCUCCACGCUCUCACACUGGCUCUCCUUCAACUGGCUGCUUCUGCCUUUCGUUAUGCUCCUGGUAACGUUAGUGGCUGCUUUCAUCGUGGUCUUCGUGCUGCUGCUGUACAUGAUAUCCCCGUUAAUAAGCCCCAAACCUCUCAAACUGAACGGGGCCCAUGUGGUGGUGACCGGAGGCAGCAGUGGGAUCGGGAAGUGCAUUGCCAUGGAAUGCUACAAACACGGUGCCUUCAUCACUCUGGUGGCACGAGAUGAGCACAAACUGGUUCAAGCCAAGAAAGAAGUGGAGAAAUGUGCCAUAAAUGAUAAGCAGGUGGUGCUUUGCAUUUCUGUUGAUGUGUCGAAAGGCUAUAACCAGGUGGAGAGUGUCAUAAAACAAGCUCAAGAGAAGCUGGGUCCUGUGGACAUGCUGGUGAAUUGUGCCGGGAUGUCCAUAUCUGGGACGUUUGAGGAAGUGGGAGUGGACAGCUUCAAGAAACUGAUGGAGGUGAACUAUCUAGGCAGCGUUUACCCCACCCGGGCAGUGAUCACCACUAUGAAGGAAAGGCGGAUGGGCCGCAUCAUGUUUGUGUCGUCACAGGCAGGGCUGAUCGGCCUCUUUGGCUACACGGCCUACUCACCGUCCAAAUUCGCCCUGCGUGGUCUGGCUGAGGCCUUGCAGAUGGAGAUGAAGCCUUAUAAUAUCUACGUAACUGUGGCGUAUCCUCCAGACACUGACACUCCGGGUUUUGCAGAAGAGAAUAAGACUAAGCCUCUGGAGACCAGGUUAAUUUCAGAAACGUCUGGAGUCUGUCAGCCUGAGCAAGUAGCAAAAGUUGUGGUGAAGGAUGCAUUGCAGGGAAAUUUCACCAGCGCAGUCGGACCCGAUGGCUACAUGCUGUCAGCGCUGACCUGUGGGAUGUCCCCCGUUACCUCCAUCACUGAGGGGCUGCAGCAGAUUGUGACGAUGGGGUUGUUCCGCACCAUCGCGCUCUUCUACCUGGGCAGCUUUGACAGCAUCGUCCGCCACUGCAUGAUCCAGAGAGAACAGUCCAAAGCAGCAGACAAGAGGGAGUAGCACCAGGAUUCCCACCACAUCCAUCUCUAUCAGCAGCACUACAUUCACACACAUACACACACACACACACACCUCAGAGCACGCUCCGCCCCUGCCCGGCCCACCAGAUGUGUUCAAAUGGGUAGAAGAGGUCCACCCUGACAAAACACUGUUUAUGCUGUAAUAGGCAUCUGUCCAUCUUUCAUGAUGUGUUUUUCAGAACCCCGAUCAUUCCAGUGCAUGCUGCAUUAAUAUUUCAAGAAGCAAACAGCUUUAUUUGCAUUUAAAUUAUUUACUCAUUGGCUCUCCCUGCCUCUAGUACAUUCUUUUGUUUCAGAAGGUUUGUGGUCAUUCUCAAAACCACAUACUAUCUAAGUUCUUGUUCUAGCCUGUUGGCGUAAUGUUAUUUCAACACUAGAAUUAAUUUCAGUCAACUUUAGAUUGAGAUGUUACCAUAUGCUGUAUAGGUACAAAACAAACCUGUAUAGGUGAAGAACAACAACUUCGCUUCCUUAUGUUACAAUGAGGUGAAGAACUGUCCUAUGUUCUUCUGGCUGGUUGGUGAUGUUCAUUGUCAAGCACUGUAUCUUCCUGCUUUUAGAUUUCAUGGUUUUAUGGUACGGACACAGGACAUCUGUGUGAGUCUGCCACUCUGCCUUAUCUUCUUUGCUCUGUGGGGAGGUUUCUGAAGGAAAUGUUUACCUUUUAAAUGUGAGUGUGAGUGUUUAUGUAUAUUUGUCUGCUUGUACGCAUGCGUUUAGGUGACCUCAGGGGCAUUCUAAGAGUUCACUGAACUGAAGGAUGGGUCAGGAUGACUCGCUGGUUCGAGUCAGUGCACCUUUCUGCCAACAGGUGGAGCAGGAGAUCCAAACGGAUCAGGUGUAGUAACCAGAGCAAAAGCCUAAGUAGCUCUUACUAAAAGCUGAUCUAGAAUCAGUCAGAAUAAUCAUAGUCAGAACCCCAGAACUCAAAUACUGUAGAUGUUGUGAAGCUUGAUCAGAUUUGUACAUGAAACCGAGCAAUAUGGCUUCCACAAGUGAAGUGAAUUUCCUUGUGCUCUGCUCUGUCGUAAUGCAAAGUGGAUGGUUCCAGCAUAUAAACUGUGUUUUCUGAUUUAGAUUCUUGUUGCAAGUCGCACCUUACUGCUAGAGAGAAAAUGACACUUACUCAUGCUGUUGUAAUAUUUGCCUUCCUCACUGUCACAAGCAAACGGGGAGCAUGUGAUGUGAUCACACCCUGCGGAUGUUUAUCAGGAGUCAAUCUCCUGAAUGCCUGAAUGCACAGAAAAGAGUCUAUUUAAAGUGAUAGUUGACCCAGAUAUGAACAUUCUUUCGUUAUUUACUCGCCCUCAUGUCCUUCCAAACCUGUAGAACUUUCAGUCUUCUGUAGAACACAGAAAGAGAUGUUUAGUGGAAUGUUCAUGCAGCUCCUUUCCUUACAGUGAAAGUGAAAGAGGGCUGCAAAAAGGACGAUUAAAGUGGUCCGUAUGAGAUGCAGUACCUUCUGAAGAAGCCUGAUUGAUUUGUUUGAGAAACCGGGAAAUUUAAAGCCCUUGAAUUAAAGAUCUUGAAGAUACUGUACAUGAGAUUUGAGAGUUUUCUGUGAGCAUUGAGUAAAAAUUGAUCGUGUGCAUGAGUCUUAUGAACUACAUUUAUGGUGCUUUUUUUCAUUUUAUGGAAAAGAGCAGUAUAAACAGUUCCUCUUUUGGUUCCACAGAAAAAAAAAAAGUCCCAUGGUUUUGGAAUGACAUGAGUGUGAGUAAAUGAUUACAGAAUAUUUUUAUUUUUGGUUGAAGUAACACUUUUAUUCAAUACAACUUUUAUGCUGCUCUGUUUUCCCUAGAACUCGUCCCUUUCUUUUUUACCUUACCUUUGUCCUACUAAUAAAGUAGUCAUUGUAAGCACAUAGGCUUCUCUAACCGCUGUAUUUCUGCUUUCCCAUAACGUAUAUAAUCAUUUAUUAGCCUGCAACGUGGGGUUUUUUUUUGUCAGAACUUGUUUAAAUCAUAGUUUUAUGGUCAUUUUAGAGUUUAGGUUACUGUAAACAAAAUGUAGUUCUAUUCUAAUAUCAGAAUUUUCUGCUAAUUCCAGUAAAUUAUUUUUUGAAGAAAAAUCCCCCUUUCCAUUCCUUGUCUGGCAUUUGCAGGUAUUCUAGAAACCCUUGACCAAUGCAGCCAGGCACUACAGUCAUGGAGACCCAUUCCAAGCCUUAAGAGAUCCAGACACAGACCACUAUAAAAGCUAUAAGGGUUGAUACCUCCACAUCCAGCUAUGGCAUAGAUUGUGUAUGGUUUACGUAUAUUUGUUUUAGUAUGGAAAAAUACAUUGUUUCUGCUUGUUUGUACAUUAUUUGCUAUGAAUAUUUUUUACAAAGAUACCCAAAAUAUGAAAAUGAGAAUGCAUGAGUCAAAACGACGAUGUUCUCAUUUGAUACUGGCUCCAGACACGUUGUCCAGCACAUAGUAGUGAUAUAUGUGUCGGACUUACGAAUCGUCAAGCCCUCUUCCAUAACACAUGGACGUAGUCAUUUUAUUAAGUCGUUAAGAAGCUAACAGAGAAAUUGUUUGAACUCCUUGAAGCUAUGCAAAUCAAGCCUGUGCUCACACUUCAUUCAAACACACAAGAGGACACUUGCAUUUGUUUUUUUUGUUUUGUUUUUUUUACAGUCUUCUGCUUUAGUUAACACUUUUAUUGACUGAAGUUGAGAUAUUUCUGAGAAUAAGAUAUAUAGUUUGAGUAACUUUUAAAAGAAAGACUAAGACCAAUGUUCUGCUUCUGUUUGUUCAUUUGUUGCCAAACUUGCAUAAAUUUCUCCUUGUGUGCCAUAGGAGAAAAAAGAGGAUGUUGUUGCUUUGUCUUAUUUUCUUACAUAAAGAAAUAAAUAACUUUUGAAAGUUAA
Molecule: messenger RNA, 4397 nt
Organism: Cyprinus carpio (common carp)
Lineage: Eukaryota; Metazoa; Chordata; Actinopteri; Cypriniformes; Cyprinidae
Product: 3-dehydrosphinganine reductase
Biological process (GO): sphingolipid biosynthetic process
Cellular component (GO): endoplasmic reticulum membrane
Molecular function (GO): 3-dehydrosphinganine reductase activity
Source: RefSeq, a predicted model, not a curated record